Molecule: messenger RNA, 2999 nt
Organism: Quercus robur (English oak)
Lineage: Eukaryota; Viridiplantae; Streptophyta; Magnoliopsida; Fagales; Fagaceae
Exons: 9
Coding region: 368-2749 (793 amino acids)
Cellular component (GO): nuclear pore
Source: RefSeq, a predicted model, not a curated record
GAUAGUUGUGACUGUUGUGUUUUGUGAGUGCGCUGGUUGUCACUUUGUGCGGUUCAAGUUUUCCAACUCUUUGUGGUUAAUUAUGAUUAGAACCGAAUCCAGUUGCUGAAAACGGUGUCGCUUCAGUCAUGCAUCUAAGAUCUUUUUAUAGACCUUAUUAUUAUUGUACUAACUUGUCGGUGAUUGCAACAUGAAAUAAGUUGAAGACAGACAGACAUGGCUUAUUAUCAAGUGAAUGGAUUCCAGCAAGACUUACUGAAGAAUGACAUAAGUGGUACAAGAAGUUUUCUUUACAUUUUAGAUGCGGAGGAAGACAAUUCAAUAAAAGAUCUUCGUUUGUUUGCAAUUGGAGAAGAUUUAAGAAAGUAUGAAAGAGAUAGAAAAAAAGAAAAUUUCAAAUAACAACCAGACAAAGCGCUCAGGAAGAACUGAUAGGAGAGACCAUAAACUGCAUCAAGCGAAUGUCAGCAAAAAUUUAAAAGCAAAAGAAACUCGUUCUAAAGCUUCGUCUCCUACAGCACAGUCAAGUAUUGCAGUAAGUGAUUCAAACGCGGGCACAGAGCCCUCCGAAGUUUACAGAAACAUGGUUAUACAUUAUGUGGAUGAUGUUAACAGGUUUGAGGCGGCACCUCAAGAUUUGAAAGCAAAUGCAAUGAUUGCCAAAGAGAACAAGGAUGAUGUUCUAGAUAAUCAUUCUACUGAUUUGGAGACAGAAUCUAGCAUGGGUAAGGAAGAAGUGUCAGAUUCAGAGACAAUAAAAGAUUCAGUAUCAUCUCAAGGGGAUUCGCUGACAGCUGAUGAUGACAAAGUAGAAAGACCUUCAAGUGUUAAAAAUAAUUCCUCAGAGGAUCACCAAAGAAACAAACCACAAUCUAAAGCAAUACAUAACACUCCUAAGAAAUCCAUAGGUUCAAUAAAAGGGCCUUCUAGAGUUGUUGCCAGAAGUUCUUCCAAGGCUGACUCCCAAAAUAUGAAAUUUCCUUCCAAACCGUCAUCAGAAUCUUCUGAAGGAGUUGAUGAUAAGCCUGUUAAAGAGGUAAAACAAGUAGAUGACUUGGAUGGGACCUCAAAUGCUGCUCAGAGUUUUGGAAGUGAUGAUGAAACAAUUGAUGCUGAAGAAAGUGAUGAACACAAGGAUGAGGUAGCUUUGGAGCAAAAGAUUGAAGAAAUGGAGUCGAGGAUUGAAAAACUAGAAGAGGAGCUGAGAGAAGUUGCUGCUCUUGAAAUUUCACUCUAUUCUGUGGUACCGGAGCAUGGGAGCUCAGCACAUAAGGUUCACACACCUGCUAGGCGCCUUUCUAGAAUUUACAUUCAUGCUUGCAAACAUUGGACUCUAGACAAGCGAGCCACAAUUGCUAAAAACACUGUAUCAGGGCUUGUUUUGAUUGCCAAGUCCUGCGGUAAUGAUGUCCCGAGGCUAACCUUCUGGAUGUCCAACACUGUUGUGCUGAGGGAGAUCCUCUCACAAGCAUUUGGCAGUUCACGUCAGUCCAGUUCUAUGACCAGGCAUACUGAGUCAAAUGGGAAUGGCAAGAGAAGUGAUGGGAAGUCUCCAGUUUUGAAAUGGAAGGGUAGCUCUGUUAGUAAACAAGCUAAUGGUUUUAUGCAGUUUGUUGCUGAUUGGCAGGAGACAGGAACCUUCAUGGCCGCAUUGGAAAAAGUUGAAUCUUGGAUUUUCUCUCGGAUAGUUGAGUCAGUAUGGUGGCAGGCUUUAACUCCGUAUAUGCAGUCACCAUCUGAGAAUAUGUCAACCAAUAGAAACGGUGGAAGGUUGUUGGGACCAGCUUUGGGUGACCAGCAGCAAGGCAGCUUUUCUAUCAACCUAUGGAAGAAAGCUUUUCAAGAUGCUUUUCAACUACUCUGUCCUGUUCGAGCAGGGGGACAUGAAUGUGGUUGCUUACCUGUGUUGGCAAGAAUGGUUAUGGAACAAUGUGUUGCCAGACUUGAUGUUGCCAUGUUUAAUGCUAUUCUGCGUGAGUCAGCCCAUGAGAUUCCAACUGAUCCUAUAUCAGAUCCCAUUGUUGAUUCGAAGGUUUUGCCCAUUCCUGCUGGAGAUUUGAGUUUCGGAUCUGGUGCCCAGCUCAAAAAUUCUAUCGGCAAUUGGUCUAGAUGGCUUACUGAUAUGUUUGGCAUAGAUGCUGAUGAUUCUCUGAAAGAAGAUCAGCAUGGCAGUGAAGAUGAUGAUGGGAGGGGUGGAGACAGUGAACCUAAAUCUUUCCUCCUCCUCAAUGAUUUGAGUGAUCUUCUGAUGCUUCCAAAAGACAUGCUUAUGGACCGAACAAUUAGACAAGAGGUGUGCCCAUCAAUAAGUCUUCCACUGAUUAAACGAAUAGUCUGCAACUUCACUCCAGAUGAGUUCUGUCCUGAUUCUGUCCCAGGGGCUGUAUUGGAGGCACUGAAUGCUGAGAGUAUUGUGGAGCGGAGAUUGUCCGGAGACUCAGCUAGAAGCUUCCCUUAUACAGUUGCCCCUGUUGUCUACAACCCUCCUUCCUCAGCUGAUGUCGAGGAGAAAGUUGCAGAGGCAGGAGAAAUAUAUGCAUUGGCUAGGAAUGUGUCUGUUGUACAAAGGAAGGGGUAUACCAGUGAUGAAGAACUAGAGGAACUGGAUUCUCCUCUUACAUCCAUCAUUGACAAAAUGCCUUCUUCACCAAUGAUCGCAGUAAAUGGAAAUGGUAAACACGAGGAGCAUGCCAGUAAUACUGGCACAAAUGCAAGGUAUGAACUCCUUCGGGAGGUCUGGUCCAUGUAAAUAUUAAGAGUGACUUCUAUAUGUAAAUUUAUUGUUUUUUGUAUGAAAGGAAAAGAGAGGAAGGAAAUAGAGACAAAUAUUUGUGAAAAAUAAAGGGCCAAAAAAAAAAAAAAAUUCCAGUUGAUCUGAUGUCUUUGGGAAUUCUUGCAUUCGGCCAAAACCCAAGCCAUCAGCUUUCUUGUACAUUAAACAAUGAUCAUAGAUCAUAACCAUAUAUAGUUUAAUGAUAGAUUUCAUCCUAUUUGAAAAA